UUCGCACGUGUCUGAAAUCCACACCGGUUCGCGCUAAUCCCUAGCGCGCCUUUCUUCUUCCUCCACCGGUAGAGAGCUGGAGCAUCCACAUCCGACCCAAAAUCAUCGGAAGUUACAGUAUGUUCGGGUCCGGAUCCUACUCCGACGUGUACAGAGCCCUCCGAAUCUUCGUCAACCUUACCGUGAGGUCCGCGGCUACCAGUCGGCGUUACGAGAAAUCGAAGCCCUCCGCCGCCUUUGAUGGGUUGAUGAAUCCAAAUGGCUUCUCGAAUUGUAUGCAUUUUUAUCAAAGGUGUAACGGAGAAUAGUGAGAGAAAGAUUGCUCAUUGCCAAAUCAUAGAGAAACUACUUAGUCUACAAUUCUUCUUAUGGAAUCAUUUAACAUCGUACUUUGAAGACAUCAACGCCUUGCUUCUUUCAAUGUUAAACCACCUUCACCAUGCAUUAAGGCAGUUUCACCUGGCUCUGCUACUCUCAUGCCGCAAAUAUAAUUACAAACCAAAUCCCACCCAAACCUUGUAUCUCUCUACCACCACAACGCCUUGUACACAUGCCUCACCAACUUACCCUCGUUUUGAUCUCCUCACGCUCAGCUCCAAUGUCCAAACCCUUUGCCAAACCAAGCAAGUUCACGCCUCUGCUCUUCUCAAUGGAGUACUGCCCCACAGUGUCUCUCUAUGUGCCUCCCUCAUGCUCAGAUACGCCACUUUCAGAUCCCCAGAAACCUUUCACCAUCUCUUCCAACAAACCGUCCAGCAUUGUCACACUGCUUUCUUGUGGAACACCCUCAUACGGGCUUGCUUCAUUGCUCAAGUUAAUGAUAAUUUUCAGACUUAUAAUCAAAUGGUUCGGAGCGGUGUUGGACCCGAUGACUAUACUUUUCCUUUUGUUCUCAAGGCAUGUGCAGACCUUUUAGAGGUAAAAAAAGGGAUGGAGGUUCAUGGGGUUGUUUUUAAAGUGGGAUUUGAUUACGAUGUUUUCGUUGGAAAUACCCUUAUGUUGUUUUAUGGUAAUUGUGGGGAUCUGAGAGAUACAAAGAGGAUAUUUAAUGAAAUGCGUGAAAGGGAUGUUGUCUCAUGGAAUACAAUUAUUGGGGUGCUUCCGGUCAAUGAGUGCUACAUGGAGGCACUUGAUUAUUAUAGAGAGAUGAAUUCGGCAAUUGGGUUUAAGCCAAAUGUUGUUACUGUUAUCAGUGUGCUGCCAGUUUGUGCAGAGCUCAAAGAUGAGUUGAUGGCGAGCCAGAUUCACAGCUAUGUUGUGAAAGUUGGUUUGGACCUUUUGGUGACUACUGGAAAUGCAUUGGUUGACGUGUAUGGGAAAUGUGGGAAUGUGAAGGCUUCAAAACAAAUUUUUGAUGAGAUAAUUCAGAAGAAUGAGGUUUCUUGGAAUGCAUCUAUUACCAGUCUCUCUUGCAUGGGGCAUAAUUUGGAAGCCUUAAAUACAUUUAGGUUGAUGAUUGAUGUAGGGGUUAAACCAAACUCUGUCACCAUUUCUAGCAUGCUACCAGUGUUAGUUGAACUAGAAUUCUUCGGAGUUGGCAAAGAACUCCACUGGUUCAGUGUCAGAACAGGUAUUGAAACAGAUAUCUUCAUUGCCAACUCAUUAAUUGAUAUGUAUGCAAAAUCAGGCCGUCCAAAUGAGGCAUCGAAUGUGUUCCAAGAGAUGGAUAAAAGGAAUAUUGUUUCUUGGAAUGCUAUGAUUGCUAAUUUUUCUCAAAACAGGCUUGAGUUGGAAGCCUUUGGACUUGUGAAGCAAAUGCAAGCUCAUGAUGAAAUUCCCAACUCUGUAACCUUCACGAAUCUUCUUCCAGCUUGUGCUCGUUUGGGUUCCCGCCGUCUUGGAAAAGAAAUCCAUGCAAUGGCAGUUCGCAUGGGAUCUGCCUCAGAUUUGUUUGUCUCUAAUGCUUUGACAGACAUGUACGCAAAGUGUGGCUGUCUAAGUCUUGCUCGAAAUGUGUUUAACAUCUCCGUCAGAGAUGAGAUUUCUUAUAAUAUACUUAUAGUAGGUUAUUCUCAAACUACUGAUUGCUCAGAAUCUCUGAGUUUGUUUUCUGAAAUGAAGCUUAAGGGAAUGAUGCAUGACGUUGUUUCCUUUAUGGGAGUUAUAUCAGCUUGCGCAAAUCUAACUGCAAUCAAGCAGGGCAAAGAGAUUCAUGGAUUUUUAGUAAGAAAGAUUUCUGAUACUCAUCUCUUUGUUGCUAACUCGCUUUUGGAUUUUUAUACCAAAUGUGGGCGAAUUGAUCUUGCUGCUAAGGUAUUCGACUGCAUGCCAAAAAAGGAUGUAGCUUCAUGGAAUACAAUGAUUUUGGGAUAUGGAAUGCUAGGUGAGCUUAACAUUGCAAUCCGUCUUUUUGAAAAAAUGAGGGAAGAAGGUGUAGAAUACGAUUCAGUUUCAUACAUUGCAGUUUUGUCAUCUUGUAGCCAUGGAGGGCUAGUUGAGAAAGGAAAAAAAUACUUUGAGGAGAUGCGCACACAAAAUAUUGAGCCAACAGAAAAGCACUAUGCUUGCAUGGUUGACCUCCUUGGGCGAGCUGGCCUUAUGGAAGAAGCAGCAGAACUUAUUAAAGGCAUGCCAAUUGUACCCGAUGCCAACAUUUGGGGUGCUUUGCUUGGGGCAUGCCGAAUCCAUGGGGAUUUAGAGUUGGCGAGUUGGGCAGCAGAGCAUCUGUUUGAGUUGAAGCCUGAUCAUUCUGGGUACUAUAUACUUCUUUCAAACAUGUAUGCAGAAGCUGGGAGAUGGGAAGAGGUAAACAGGGUGAGGGAACUGAUGAAAUCAAGGAAAGUGAAGAAGGACUGUGCUAUCAGUUGGCUUCAGGUUCAGGACCAGGCGCAUGCUUUCAUAGUUGGAGAUGAUGCAAUGGAGACAUUAAAUUCAGAUAGUUGGCUACCAGAGUCUUGGUAUGUUUUGACCCAGCAGAAGUAAGAAAAGAGAAUGAGUGGUAAGCCAUGAGAAGGAGAUGUAGACAGAAGCAUAAGCUGAAGUAGUUGAUCAAAGCAAUUCUUUGCCUCCAGAAAAAAAUGAGAAGAUGGGAGAGGAUUUGAGAAAGCAAAUAUGUGCCACAGCUUAUAUCGAUGCAGCUCUGAGACUUAGCAGGUAUAUAACUUAGAAGAAUUUUAAAUUUAGAAAGCAAUUAACUUAGAAGAACAUAAAAUUUAGAAAGCAAUUCUUUGCCUUCAUACAUUGGCUUGAAUAAAUUAGAAAUAUGUGCCUUAGUUUUGUCUCUCCCUCUUCAGAACUGGUAAUGACUGAUAGUAAAUUUAAUCUUACCCAGGAGACUUGUUCCCCCCACCUCUUCUUUUACAUGGUAUAACAAUGUGUUUCAAUUUGAUGCCAGUGCGCAUCUGUCACCCGCCCAAUUCAUGAAAAGAAAUUUGAUUAUUUCUUGGUUAGGUUUUUGUUCCACUCAUUUGUUUAUCUUAAAGAUCUUUCUUUUUC
Molecule: messenger RNA, 3435 nt
Organism: Pyrus x bretschneideri (Chinese white pear)
Lineage: Eukaryota; Viridiplantae; Streptophyta; Magnoliopsida; Rosales; Rosaceae
Product: putative pentatricopeptide repeat-containing protein At1g69350, mitochondrial
Biological process (GO): RNA modification
Molecular function (GO): RNA binding; protein binding
Source: RefSeq, a predicted model, not a curated record